AUGUGCCUGGACAUGACUUGCGGGUCUCCCGGCAUACCGAGCCCGCUGCCCCCCCGUAGCCCCACCGCCCUGCCCCUGUGGUCGCCUCUGCUCGCCCUGCAGGCGUGCCGCCUCCGCAGGUACCUAAGCGACGACUGCAUGACCUACCAGAGCCGUCACCUGCUCCACACCGAGAGGCGCCGCUGCGGCGUGUGCCUAGCCUCAUUCCCAUCAUCCUGGCUGCUCGAGCGCCACGCCGCCCUCCAGCACGCGUCCCAAACGUCCUGCGACGACAAACCCUUCGUGUGCGAGCAGUGCGGCCAGAGCUACCGCUACAGGUCCGCCUACGUGAAGCACAGGGAGCAGAACCACAGGGCGCGGCUGCCCGCCGACAAGCUGUUCACGUGCGACGUCUGCGGCAUGCAGUUCCGCUACCUCAAGUCGUUCAAGAAGCACCGCCUCAACCACACCCUGGAGCGGCUCCACACGAAGAACACGGACCCCGUCGAGGGCACGGACCAGGUAUCCAGCACCAACGAGGUGUUCGGCCAGUGCGGGGAAAUGGACCUGUCCAUAAAGAAGCGGGCCCGGCCCGAGAACAGGACCCCGCCGAUCGAGGUGAUCGGUGACGCCGAACAGGACAGCACGGUCGACUCCAACGGGCCGACGGAGUCGAUCGUCACGGUCGACGAUUCCACCGACUGCAGGAACUCGAGCGCCGAGAGCGAGAACAGGAGGGACGCCGACGCGCCAGCGGCCGAUAGACGCCGCGUUCCCGUCUCCUUCGCCAGCAUCAGCUCGAUGGCGGACAGCUCGGAGAGCGAGUCGCGCGCUGACAACAAACUGGAGAGCUCCGGAUCCCACUCCGGCAUACUUGGGUUCCUGCAGGGCGACGACCGCCAGAGGGACAGGGAGAGGCGGUUCGCCUGCCCCUUCUGCGGUAAGUGCGUGAGGUCCAAGGAGAACCUUAAGCUGCACGUGCGAAAGCACACGGGCGAGCGGCCGUUCGUGUGUUUGUUCUGCGGUAGGGCGUUUGGCGGGAAGAGCGACCUGACGCGUCACCUGCGCAUCCACACCGGUGAGAGGCCCUACCACUGCGAAGCCUGCGGCAAAUGCUUCGCCAGGGCCGACUACCUGUCGAAGCACCUCACCACCCACGUGCACAACGCCCGU
Iphiclides podalirius (scarce swallowtail) is the source of this 1152-nucleotide messenger RNA. The record is from the annotation of a GenBank genome assembly. Lineage: Eukaryota; Metazoa; Arthropoda; Insecta; Lepidoptera; Papilionidae.